UUUUUCACUUAUAGCUAUUCCCUCCACAACUUCUGAACAAAAAAAUUCCCUCCCUUCCCUCAUUUUCUUGGCCUGUUUCUCUGACCGCCCCAGCCAAACCCUCAAACCCUUUCCUCAGCACAACAAAACCAUCUGUAAUCUUCUAUCGGAUCGCCACCUCCAGCAGAAUUGGAUCUUCAAUUUUGAAAAUUUAGACUCAUGUCUGGCUCUGGAACUCCGACCAAAGCGGCGGCGCCUCCGCCUCCGGCGGCGGCUGCACAGACCACUAACGGAGUUCCCGGUGCUCAGAUCCCAAGGCCAACCAGGCGUCACCUUGCCUUUGCUUCUAUGAAGCCGCCGUUUCUACCCCCAGAAGACUAUCACAGGUUCUCCACCCCUGGUGCUGAUGCCGGGUUUGCAACCGGAAUUGGUCAUCAGGCAGAAGCGCUUAUUGUCAAGUCCCCUGCAUUCAAGCGAAAGGGUAGAGCGAGUUCUUAUGUAGCUGAGUCCAGUGAAUGGAGUGCUAGUCCUGGGUGCACUGAUAUGGUCAACAGUCCCCUCCUAACACCUGUAUCUGCAAAAGGGGGAAAGGCAUACGGGAGGCCAAAAGCUUCAAACAAUAACAGAUCUGGACCGGCAACACCUGUGUCCAGUGCUGGAUGUCCUUCUCCUCUGACUCCUGCAAGCUGCCGCUAUGACAGCUCCUUAGGACUUUUAACAAAAAAGUUUAUCAACCUGAUCAAGGAUGCUGAAGAUGGUAUGAUUGAUCUUAACAAUGCUGCUGACACUUUGGAGGUGCAAAAGAGACGUAUAUAUGACAUAACGAACGUUCUUGAGGGAAUUGGCUUGAUUGAAAAGAAGCUUAAAAACAGAAUCCAAUGGAAGGGAGUUGAUGCUUCAGGGCCUGGAGAUGUUGGUUCUGAUGCCACAAUUUUACGGGCAGAAGUUCAAAACCUUUGCUGGGAAGAACAAAGACUGGAUGAACGUAUCAGAGGAAUGCAGGAAAAAUUAAGGGGUUUAAGUGAAAAUGAAAAUGACAAAAGAUGGCUUUUUGUGACUGAAGAGGAUAUCAAAAGUCUACCUUGCUUUCAGAAUGAAACCCUGAUAGCAAUUAAAGCUCCACAUGGGACCACUUUGGAAGUCCCUGAGCCUGAUGAGGCAGUAGAUUACCCUAGAAGGAGAUACAGAAUAAUUCUCAGAAGCACAAUGGGUCCAAUUGAUGUCUAUCUUGUCAGUCAAUUUGAGGAGAAAUUUGAGGAGAUGACUGGUGUUGUUGAACCAUCAAUGAGUGUCCCGCUUGCCUCAAGUUCAAGCUCAAAUGAUAAUCUGUCGGUGGAUUUAUCAACUAUGACAACCAGUUUGCCAGAUAAUGGAUCGCAAACAUAUGAUGACAGUCAAGUAAGCUGCGAUCUUGGUGCUUCACAGGAAUUGAAUGGUGGAAUGACCAAAAUUGUUCCUUCAGAUGCGGAUAAUGAAGCAGCAGAUUAUUGGCUCCUCUCAGAUGCUGAUGUUAGCUUAACCGAUAUGUGGAAGGCAGAUGGCGCCAUCGAUUGGGGUGUGGAGAGUAUGCUUCAUGAAUUUGGAAUAUCUGAGAUAGGUACCCCACAGUCAGAGACUUCAUCUGUUGUUGCUGAUGUACCACCUACUGCUGUAAAUGUGGCACCAUGAUGAUAUAUGAUUGGCCGAUAUAGCACCUAUUCUGUAACUGCGGAAACAAGUUUGUGGGACCCACUUUUUUCGUUCCUCAAUUUGAUCAGCUUGGGUCUUAUAGAAGCUUGGCUUGAGAGUUCUUGUGUACAAGUGGAAUCGCCAUGAAGAAUGAUACAAACAGGGAGGGGUGUCACAAAAACCGGAAAACUGCGUAGCUCUUGGGUUUAUUACUGAACUGCGCGUGAAAUUGUAGGCAUUUUUGUUGUGGGAUAGACAAAAGGAGUUCUAGAUGCGGUUAUUUAUGUCUGUAGUCUAAGGUAUUAACUAAUUACAUGGAGUAGUACAUUUUCUUUGUUCUCUUGUUUACUUAAACAGAGACAUGAAUAUCAUCAUUUGCUCUCGAUAUUUCUAUGAAAUGUUUGACUCAUUGGCAAUAUCUGUAGAGUUUCUUAUGGGUUUCUAGUGUAAGGGCAUGUUUGGUUCCAUGUUUUUGGAGGGGAUGUGAUGCCCUGAUUUGGUUUGAAAAGAAACAAUUUUAGCCUUUUAGGGUGAAUGAGGGGA
Messenger RNA from Cuscuta epithymum, 2190 nucleotides. NCBI's taxonomy places the organism in Eukaryota, Viridiplantae, Streptophyta, Magnoliopsida, Solanales, Convolvulaceae. The record is from the annotation of a GenBank genome assembly.